Talaromyces amestolkiae is the source of this 1569-nucleotide messenger RNA. RefSeq lists its product as uncharacterized. The record is from RefSeq and is a predicted model, not a curated record. NCBI's taxonomy places the organism in Eukaryota, Fungi, Ascomycota, Eurotiomycetes, Eurotiales, Trichocomaceae. Bases 1 to 1569 code for a protein of 522 amino acids. The transcript has 4 exons. Gene Ontology annotation, biological process: ergosterol biosynthetic process. Gene Ontology annotation, molecular function: monooxygenase activity; iron ion binding; heme binding.
AUGGGGCUUUUCGCCGCCGCCCUCGACAAAGUCUGCCAACAAUGCUCGACGCAGUCAAUCUACGUGCUCGCUGGAUUGGGCUUCGCCACGGUCAUUGUCUUGAGCGUCGUGAUCAACGUACUGGGUCAAUUACUGUUCAGAAAUCCAAAUGAACCUCCUGUCGUGUUUCACUGGUUUCCGUUCAUUGGCAACACAAUCAGCUACGGUAUCGACCCGUACAAAUUUUUCUUCGAAAGUCGCAGUAAGUACGGCGACAUCUUCACGUUCAUCCUACUUGGCAAAAAGACCACAGUCUUCUUGGGAACCAAAGGCAACGACUUUAUCUUGAACGCGAAAUUGCGCGAUGUGUGCGCCGAGGAAGUCUACUCACCUCUCACGACACCUGUAUUUGGCAAGCAUGUUGUGUACGACUGCCCUAAUUCCAAGCUCAUGGAACAGAAGAAGUUUGUCAAGUUCGGUUUGACCUCGGAUGCGCUACGUUCCUAUGUUGAAUUGAUCACCAAGGAAGUAAACGAGUACGUUGCGAACGCUAACGCCUUCAAAAAACCCCGCGGAACCAUCGAUGUCGGUAAAAUCAUGGCAGAAAUCACAAUCUAUACCGCUUCUCGAUCGCUACAAGGCAAAGAGGUUCGAGACAAGUUUGACUCGACAUUCGCUGAAUUGUAUCACGACCUUGACAUGGGCUUCGCGCCUAUCAACUUUAUGCUUCCCUGGGCUCCUCUCCCCCACAACCGCAAGCGUGACGCCGCCCAGAAGAAAAUGGCAGAAACUUACAUGGAAAUCAUCCAAAAGCGUCGUCAAGCGGGAGGAGAGAAGGAUUCUGAGGAUAUGGUCUGGAACUUGAUGUCUUGUGUCUACAAGGAUGGCACCCCGGUCCCCGAUAUUGAGGUUGCCCAUAUGAUGAUCGCUCUGUUGAUGGCCGGUCAACACUCUUCGUCUUCCACCAUUUCUUGGAUUGUUCUUCGACUAGCCUCGCAACCCAAGAUCACCGAACAGUUGUACCAGGAGCAAAUCCGAGUUCUAGGAGCCGAUCUCCCCCCGCUUACCCAUGAGAACUUGCAAAAACUCGAACUUCAAGCCAACGUCAUCAAAGAAACUCUUCGUCUACAUGCGCCGAUUCAUUCCAUCCUCCGUGCUGUCAAGAGCCCCCUUCAAAUUGAAGGUACUCCGUACGUCAUUCCUACCUCCCACAACGUUCUCUCGUCCCCCGGAGUCACUGCACGAUCCCCUGAGCAUUUCUCCGAGCCUUUGGACUGGGACCCUCACCGAUGGGAUGGUGUCAAGGCCACCGAGGAUGACGAGCAAAUUGACUAUGGCUAUGGUCUUAUCAGCAAAGGUGCUGGAAGCCCCUACCUGCCUUUUGGAGCUGGACGUCACCGUUGCAUCGGUGAGCAAUUUGCCUAUGUUCAAUUGGGUGCCAUCUGUGCGGCAUUGGUUAGACAGCUUAAGUUCACGAACUUGCCAAAUGUUGAAGGUGUUCCGGCAACUGAUUACUCUUCAUUAUUCUCAAGACCCUGGGCGAACUCUGUCGUUCAAUACGAGAGAAGAGAUGCGACUACCAAGGCCUGA